This is a messenger RNA of Agelaius phoeniceus (red-winged blackbird), 4464 nucleotides long. The record is from RefSeq and is a predicted model, not a curated record. Lineage: Eukaryota; Metazoa; Chordata; Aves; Passeriformes; Icteridae.
AUGGAAGAGAAUGUGUUCAGCGUGCAGCAGAUCCAGCCCAACGUCAUCUCGGUGAGGCUCUUCAAGCGCAAGGUGGGCGGCCUCGGCUUCCUGGUGAAGGAGCGCGUCAGCAAACCGCCCGUCAUCAUCUCGGACCUGAUCCGGGGCGGGGCUGCCGAGCAGAGUGGCCUCAUCCAGGCUGGGGACAUCAUUCUGGCCGUCAAUGGCAGGCCCCUGGUGGACAUGAGCUAUGAGACGGCGCUGGAGAUCCUGAGAAGCAUCGCCUCCGAGACCUACGUGGUCCUCAUCCUGCGUGGCCCCGAGGGCUUCACCACUCACCUGGAGACCACUUUUACGGGCGACGGGACGCCCAAAACCGUCCGUGUCACCAGACCCCUGUGCCCGGCUCCCAAGGCGGUUGACUUGUCCAACCCAAGCAAAGAGCAGCCAGCAGCCAUGGGAUCGCUUUGGAGCAGGGAAACGGGCAAGGAGGUGGAGCCCCACGUCCACGUUAACGGGCUCGUUCCUGGCAGCAAAGGGCCGGAGGGCAGCAGGAGCAAGGACGGGGCUUGUGCUCACUCCUGCCUCAACGGCGGCAUGGAGGACAACGAGCUGCUCAAAGAGAUCGAGCCCGUCCUGGACCUGCUGAAGAGCAGCAGCAGUAAGGACAGCGAUGGAGAUGCGCCCUCCAAGGUAGAGACACGGGAUAUAGAAGUCCAGGUGGACUGUUUCAGGGAAGGGGAGAACAAUCCCCAGAAAGCUCUGCCGGCUCGGAUGGAGAACGAUCGUGUCCCGGGGGACCUGUGGGGGAAGAGCAACGUCCCCGUGGUCCUGAACAACCCCUGCUCUGAAGGACAGCAGCCGCCAUCAUCCGGGCGCCAGUCCCCGACCAAGAACGCCAAUGGGAGCCCUUCCAAAUGCCCCCGCUUUGUGAAAAUCAAGAACUGGGAGACAGGAUCCGUGCUCCACGACACCCUGCACCUCAAGACUGCCAUGGCCACGGCGUGCACCGAGCAGAUCUGCAUGGGCUCCGUGAUGACCCCCAGCCCCCACAUCCGCAAGGCAGAGGACACCAGGAGCAAGGAGGAGGUGCUGCUCCUGGCCAAGGACUUCAUUGACCAGUACUACUCCUCCAUAAAGAGAUCCGGCUCCAAGGCCCACAUGGAGAGGCUGGAGGAGGUGACCAAGGAGAUUGAGGCCACUGACACGUACCAGCUGCGGGACACGGAGCUGAUCUACGGAGCCAAGCACGCCUGGAGGAACGCGGCGCGCUGCGUGGGCAGGAUCCAGUGGUCCAAGCUGCAGGUGUUUGAUGCCCGGGACUGCACCACAGCCCAUGGGAUGUUCAAUUACAUCUGCAACCACAUCAAGUACGCCACCAACAAGGGGAACCUCAGGUCUGCCAUCACCAUCUUCCCGCAGCGCACGGACAGCAAGCACGACUUCCGCAUCUGGAACGCGCAGCUGAUCCGCUACGCCGGCUACAAACAGCCCGACGGCUCCGUGCUGGGCGACCCCGCCAACGUGGAGCUCACUGAGAUCUGCAUCCAGCAAGGCUGGAAGGCUCCGUACGGGCGCUUCGAUAUCCUGCCCCUGCUCCUCCAAGCCAACGGCAACGACCCCGAGCUCUUCGAAAUCCCACCAGAGCUCGUGCUGGAAGUGCCCAUCCGGCACCCCAAGUUUGAGUGGUUUAAGGACCUGGGCCUGAAGUGGUACGGGCUGCCAGCUGUUUCCAACAUGCUCCUGGAGAUCGGGGGCUUGGAGUUCUCGGCCUGCCCCUUCAGCGGCUGGUACAUGGGCACGGAGAUCGGCGUCCGCGACUACUGCGACAACUCCCGCUACAACAUCCUGGAGCAAGUGGCCAAGAAAAUGAACCUGGAUAUGAGGAAAACAUCCUCGCUGUGGAAGGACCAGGCGCUGGUGGAGAUCAACAUCGCUGUGCUCUACAGCUUCCAGAGUGACAAGGUGACAAUCGUGGAUCACCACUCGGCCACCGAGUCCUUCAUCAAGCACAUGGAGAACGAGUACCGGUGCCGGGGGGGCUGUCCCGCCGACUGGGUGUGGAUUGUGCCGCCCAUGUCGGGCAGCAUCACCCCCGUCUUCCACCAGGAGAUGCUCAACUACCGCCUGACGCCCUCCUUUGAGUACCAGCCGGAUCCCUGGAACACCCACGUCUGGAAAGGGGUCAAUGGGACACCCACCAAGAAGAGGGCCAUUGGCUUUAAGAAGCUGGCAAAGGCUGUGAAGUUCUCAGCCAAGCUGAUGGGCCAAGCCAUGGCCAAGAGGGUCAAGGCCACCAUCCUGUAUGCCACAGAAACAGGGAAGUCCCAGGUCUAUGCAAAAACCCUCUGUGAGAUCUUCAAACACGCCUUUGAUGCCAAGGUGAUGGCCAUGGAUGAGUAUGAUGUGGUGCACCUGGAGCACGAGACCAUGGUCCUGGUGGUCACCAGCACCUUCGGCAACGGGGACCCCCCUGAGAACGGAGAGAAAUUUGGCUGUGCAUUAAUGGAGAUGAAGAAUCCCAACUCCAACCUGGAGGAGAGGAAGAGCUACAAGGUCCGGUUCAACAGCGUCUCCUCCUACUCGGACGCACGGAAAUCCUCCAGCGAUGGCCCUGACCCCAGGGACAACUUCGAGAGCACGGGGCCCCUGGCAAACGUCAGGUUCUCCGUGUUUGGGCUGGGCUCCAGGGCUUACCCCCACUUCUGCGCCUUCGCCCGUGCCGUGGACACGCUCCUGGAGGAGCUGGGGGGAGAGAGGAUCCUCCGCAUGGGAGAGGGGGAUGAGCUCUGUGGCCAGGAGGAAUCCUUCAGGACCUGGGCCAAGAAGGUCUUCAAGGCAGCGUGUGACGUGUUCUGCGUGGGGGACGACGUGAACAUCGAGAAAGCCAACAACUCCCUGAUCAGCAACGACCGCAGCUGGAAGAGGAGCAAGUUCCGCCUGACCUACGUGGCUGAGGCCCCAGAGCUCACACAAGGACUGUACAGCAUCCACAAAAAACGUGUCUAUGCAGCCCGGCUCCUCACACGCCAGAACCUGCAGAGCCCCAAGUCCAGCCGCCUGACGAUUUUCCUGCGCCUGCACACCAACGGGCACCAGGAGCUGCAGUACCAGCCCGGGGACCACCUGGGCGUCUUCCCAGGCAACCACGAGGACUUGGUCAAUGCCCUCAUCGACAGGCUUGAGGAUGCCCCUCCAACCAACCAGCUGGUGAAGGUGGAGCUGCUGGAGGAGAGGAGCACGGCUCUAGGUGUCAUCAGUAACUGGACAGACGAGAACCGUGUCCCACCCUGCACCAUCUUCCAGGCCUUCAAGUACUACCUGGACAUCACCACCCCUCCCACCCCGCUGCUGCUGCAGCAGUUUGCUCUGCUGGCCACCAGUGACAAGGAGAAGAAACGUCUGCAGGUGCUCAGCAAGGGCUUGCAGGAGUAUGAGGAGUGGAAGUGGUCCAAGAACCCCACGAUUGUGGAGGUGCUGGAGGAGUUCCCCUCGGUGCAGAUGCCCUCCACGCUGCUGCUGACCCAGCUGCCCCUCCUGCAGCCUCGCUACUACUCCAUCAGCUCGUCCCCAGAGAUGUACCCAGGGGAGGUGCACCUCACCGUGGCUGUGGUGUCCUACCGCACCCGAGAUGGAGAGGGACCCAUCCACCAUGGAGUGUGCUCCUCGUGGCUCAGUCGGAUCCAGACGGAUGAAGUGGUGCCCUGCUUUGUACGAGGUGCCCCCGGGUUCCACCUGCCCCAGGACCCCCAGGUGCCCUGCAUCCUCAUCGGCCCCGGCACCGGCAUCGCCCCCUUCCGCAGCUUCUGGCAGCAGCGGCUCUUCGACAUCCAGCACAAAGGGCUGAAGCCGUGCCCCAUGGUGCUGGUGUUUGGCUGCCGGCAGUCCAGGAUUGACCACAUCUACAAGGAGGAGACGCUGUUUGCCAAGAGCCAGGGUGUCUUCAGAGAGCUGUACACGGCCUAUUCCCGGGAACCUGACAGACCAAAGAAAUACGUGCAGGACGUGUUACAGGAGCAGCUGGCCCAGACCGUGUUCAAAGCUCUGAAGGAGCAGGGAGGCCACAUCUACGUCUGCGGGGAUGUCACCAUGGCCGGGGACGUCCUCAAGGCCGUGCAGCUCAUCGUGAGGCAGCAGGGCCAGCUGUCAGCAGAGGAGGCAGGAGCCUUCCUCAGCAAGCUGCGGGAUGACAGCCGGUACCACGAGGAUAUUUUUGGAGUCACCCUGCGCACGUACGAGGUGACAAACCGCCUUAGAUCCGAGUCCAUUGCCUUCAUCGAGGAGAGCAAAAAAGACACGGAUGAGUGAGUCCACACCUUUGUUUUAACCCCUGCAGCCACCUCGUGGGCUGGGAAAGGAUGGGGAAGGAAGGAUGGGGAAGGAAGCUUUGGUUUUUGUGCACACCUUGAAGCAGAGGCUGAGGAAGGCACUGAUUUUUGCUCUGGAAUAGCUGUCACCUCUCUAGGAUAAAUCCCCCCAGCUUCC